Lepisosteus oculatus (spotted gar) is the source of this 1200-nucleotide messenger RNA. RefSeq names its product ripply transcriptional repressor 3 (gene ripply3). The record is from RefSeq and is a predicted model, not a curated record. Lineage: Eukaryota; Metazoa; Chordata; Actinopteri; Semionotiformes; Lepisosteidae. Gene Ontology annotation, cellular component: nucleus. Gene Ontology annotation, biological process: embryonic pattern specification; negative regulation of transcription by RNA polymerase II.
GAGGACCGGUGGCAGACGCAUGAUGCUCCCGCACAGCUUGGAGAUGGAGCCCCCGGCCCGUACGCUGAACGUCCACGUCACGCGUGUCUGUCCGUGCUGUCGGGUGUCUCCUGUGGGACAGCCGGGUCAUCCGGCACAACAGAAAUGGUAUACGAUCGAGCAAAGAGAAAUUUGUGAUAAUGAUAGCGAUUCGGCGAUAUGGAGACCCUGGGUUCUGACCAGCCGAGAUGUUCAACUGCGUCACGGAAAGUCUGAUUCUGGAAGUCUGAACUCUCUCAAGAAACCGACCUCAAAAGGCGCGUUCGGAUUUCAACACCCGGUCAGACUCUACAUGCCCAGGUCAAAGACCCAGGAGUACCUGCGCCACAUGGGAGAAAAAGUACUGUCCAGCUUUCCUGUCCAGGCCACCAUCCACUUCUACAAUGACGACACGGAGUCCGAGGAGGAGGAGGAGGAGGAAGAGGAGUACGAGGCCGGAGCGACUGAGCUGACGGGGCUCGGCCCAGGCGAUGGUGGCACCAUGCUCUGAUGACUGCCACGCCUGGCGAGGACAGGAUGUCAGGACGGGAAGACACCCGCUGUUUUGGAAACAGAACUUAAUGAACAGAGGAGAAGGGGGGCACGGGGUCACAGGCUGUGCCGCAGGAAGGGUCACCUCAGACAGCAACAGGAAACCAAAAUGGGGAAGGUCGCUCCGAGCUGCUGACUACGCAGAAUCGAUACCCUUUAUAUGGAGGGCUUGUAAACUGACCUUUAAACUCAAUAAAACGAAAACCCAACUUAAGAAUAAUUGCAUUUCAGAGCAGCACUAUAUCAGCAAUUAUUUGAUCGUUUCCUAUGGUUUUGAGGUGUUGAUAUACACAAUAGUGAACACAUUCUUUCUCAUGUGCUGAUACAUCACCCUGGACUUUCCAGGUUUUUUUCCGGGUGUAUUUUUUGCUGUGGUCUUGGAUGCUGUAGAGGAAAUUUCACUGAGAAUUUCAUUCACAGUUUGAUACUUGCAAGAUGAGAACUAUUUCAAGAAACUUUACAAUACCCAGUACUACUAGAUGUGCUAUAACUGGUCUAUUUCAAUCUUAAUAUUAUUCACAGGCAAACUUCAACAUUGUUUACAUAUACAGUGUAAAUAUAUAAAGUUUUGAUGAAAAUGUAUUAUGCCCUGUUUUUAUUUUUAAAUAAACUGUACAGUUUUGUAUCUUA